Molecule: messenger RNA, 4011 nt
Organism: Mercenaria mercenaria
Lineage: Eukaryota; Metazoa; Mollusca; Bivalvia; Venerida; Veneridae
Product: SR-related and CTD-associated factor 8-like
Exons: 18
Coding region: 248-3802 (1184 amino acids)
Biological process (GO): RNA processing
Cellular component (GO): nucleoplasm
Molecular function (GO): RNA binding
Source: RefSeq, a predicted model, not a curated record
AAUGAAACCAGUCUAUCGCAAAAUGGACGAGUAGCGGAAAGGUUCAUGGUCACUAGUGCAAUUGUUAUUAAAUUUACUAUGCUUUUCCAUCAUUAAAAUUGAAGCAGUUAAGUAAUGACAAGACUGUUAGUUGUACUCAACAUGCGCUCGUAAUAACGUUUAUUUGUAAACGUUGAAAUAUCUGUUACUUGAGCAGAUUGCAACUUGGAACCCAGACCAACUCUUGGACGCCAGAAGUGGCAGAACAAUGUCGAAGCGUGGCCUCGGGUAUAACAAAUUCACGGGCCAGAGAACGGCAGGCUUAGGGUAUCAACCACAGGAAGAUGCUGGGAGUCGAAUUAAUCGGCCUGUGAAUAAAAAUGUGUCACAGUCAUACAGUGGUGGUACAGGAUAUUCAGUUACGACGUAUCGAGACAAGAUGAUGCAGAUGAAUGAUCAGGAGCGCAUAAUCGAGGAGAAAAAACGCGCAAUUGAAGCAAAACUUAUGGCCGAACAAAUGCAAAAGUCAAAAGAGGCAGCUGCUGCUACCAGUGUUAAACAGCCUCCGAUAAGUGCAAGUAAAAGCCUUGCAGUACGUAAUGCAGAGAAGGCUAAGAAACCUGCUACAGAAACUCCAAAACCAAAUCUCCUUGUGAAUGAUGGAAACUUCCUGGAAAGGUUCAAACAGAUGCAGCAAGGGGCUACAAACAAAAUGUCAACUCCAACUUCUGACAAAAAUAAGAAGGAAGAACCAUCGUCAAAUUCUGGAAAGAAAACACCAGAUGUUAAAGCAGCUAAAGAUGAUUCCAGCAAGAAAUGGUUUCAGGGCACCAGUUCUCCUAACACAUGGAAUUCAGGAGAUAUGUCCAGAAACAGACCUCAGGAUCGCAGUAGGUCAGAAAGAGAUGACCGGGACAAGUGGAAAGAGGAUCGAAGUAGGGAGAGGGAUCGCUAUUAUCACGAGUCGCGAUCAACCGGUAAAGAAACACGAGAGCUUGUACGAGAACCAGAAAAUCCCAUGCAGAAACAGUUCCGGGAACGCUGGGAAAGCCAGACAGGGAGAUCUGAAAGACAAGACCUGUAUAGGGAGGAGCGUAUGAGAGGUGAAGAAAGGCGUAGAGAACGAGAAUAUGAACGGGAAAAAGACGAGCGUAGGAAAAGAGAUAGAAGUAGAUCACUGUCACCUGUCAGACGUAUUACACAGGAAUCAGCCCUGGGUCUAUCUCUCCAAGAUAGUCUAGUCCUCCAGCAGUCUGUCACAGAACCAGUCAGUAUUCUAUCACAGCCAACAAUGGACCAAAUGCAGCUGGCUGCAACACAGCUAGCUGGUCAACAGCAGAUCCAAACAUCACAGGCACAGUUGAUUGCUCUUCCAGGGAGUCAAACACAGGUUCAGCAGAUGAUUGUACAGCAACCAGGGGAGCUCAUACAGCUCCAGCAGUUACCACCUGGUCAGGUUCAGGCACAACCACCAUUGCAGCAGGUAGCUCAAGCCCCAGGGCCAGCACAGCCGCAGUUGCAGCAAGUUCAAGUCAUCCAGCAACCUCUACAGUUGCAGCAGACACAAGUCCCGCAACAGAUUAUAGCCAGCCCUAUGCAGGUUCAGCAACAACAGCAGCAGCCCUUACAAAUGCCCCCAUCACAACCAGCAGGACCCUUUACAUCCCCGCCUCCUACUGUACAACAGCAAAUUAUUGUAGCCCCGCCCCCACAAGGUAUGCCCCAACUACCACCCCAAAUUCAAGCACAGGUUCAGUUACAGCCACCUCUUGCACAGUCACCCCAGCCUCCUUUAGGAGUGCCAGGUGCUCCAACCCCUCCUCCUGUAUCACAUGUACAAUUAAUCACACAGGCCCCUCCUCAGAUGUCAUUACCCCCACCUCCAUUGUCAUUAGCCCCACCCACAAUGUCAGUAGCUGCUCCUAUCUCUAUGGGAGUUCAACCAUUAAUAUCACAGGCACCACCAAUGUCAAUGGGAGGACCUCCACAGAUAGGAAUUUCAUCAUCAUCAGGCAUUUUUAUUGCACAGUCGAGGCAAAAUGUAAGCAUGGCCCCUAAUAGUGUAGUGCAUGUACAGCCUCCUCCAACUUCAGUGACAUUUUCAGAAGCUCCACCCCAUGCAGUUCAUCAGCAACAGUUUACAGUACCUCCCCCAGAAACUGUUGGUCCACCUCAGGUUAUAGCCACACCCCCACAGGUGCUUGAUGUAUCUGUUCCUCCUCCUGCACAGAAUCAACCAAUGAUGCCCCCUGUUAAUCAUAGUCAGCCUCCCACUUUUCUGCAUCAGCCCCCUCCUUUGCUCAGUCAGGCUCCACCUAUAGGCAGCCAAGCACCUCCUUUUGUCAGCCAAACUCCUCUUCCUUUUGCCAGUCAGUCAACAGUGGUUUAUAGUCAAGCUCCUCCUGUUGUUAAUCAAGCGCCACCCUUAAUUCCAAACCCUCAUCCGCCAGGACCGCCAAAUAUGCAGUUUGCUGCUCCCCCUCCAGGAAUGAUAAAACCUGAACCAGUUGAUAACCAGUCAGAAUUUACAACAGUGAUGGGAGAUUAUGGACCUGUUUUGGUGAAGAAAUUAGAAAUUAAACAAGAAACAGUUGGUGAAUAUGGCCCAGGGCCAUCAAGCAAUAGUCAGUCAAUAAAUAAUUAUGGAAGUGGGACUGAAAGGGGGAAACAGGGGGAGGAGUAUGAUCCGUUCAGCAAAACUGACAGCAGCUUUUCUGAAGGGGAUUAUGACCCAGCAAUACCAACAGAAGGUGACUCACCAGCCAAAGAUGUUAAAGACAGCAAGGGGAUCUCAUUGGCGAUGAAGAAAAUAGAAUUCAAGAAAGAGUCCAUGACGACCAGCAAUGUGUUUGAAGAUGAACAAGUUUCUCCCCCAGAAAACGAGACACGAGAACUGAUUGAUAACCUGGCAAUGUAUGUGGGGCAGAAUGGAGACCAUGCAUUGAAUCAGUUGAGAGAAGACCACAAGAAUGAUCCAGUUUUCAAAUUUUUGUUUGAUGAGGAAAGUUCCGAGUACAAGUAUUUUAUGUUCAAGAUUGAUGUUGCAAGAGGGGUAAAAACAGAGGAUGUACCAAAAGGGCAGAAAAGGAAACGUAGAAGUCGCUGGGGACCAGAAGAAGAAAAAGCUCAGCCAGUACAUGUUCAUACAGUAACCCUGCAAGAAUUUUCUCGACGCAUGGUUGGGUCAGACACAAUGAAUGCCGAACAGAUUGAGCAAAUUCGAGAGCAACGUGAGAUAAACAUGAUGUACGAGCUGAUACUUGCACAGAAGAAAGCCCAGGAAGCUGCACUCAUGGCAGAACUACCAGGGGUCAAGGUCAAGCCAAAAUAUGAAUAUGAUUCUGAUGAAGAAACGGACGAAAUUGGAACCUGGGAACAUAAAAACAGAACUGCAGAAAUGGAUGCUACUAAAGAAUGGGCCGAGGCUCUGACGGAGGCAGGUAAAGGAAAGCAUCAUAUUGGAGAUUUUCUUCCUCCUGAUGAGCUGGAGCGGUUUAUGGAAACAUUUAAGGCAUUAAAAGAAGGCCGGACACCAGACUUUAGUGAUUAUAAAGAUUUUAAAAUAACCUGUGAGAAUAUCGGGUACCAGAUGUUGCAGAAACUUGGUUGGCAGGAAGGUGAAGGUCUUGGUCCGGAAAGUCAAGGAAUUUUAAACCCGGUCAAUAAGGGCAAUGUGUCAGUAGAUGGUAGAGGUAUUGGUAUUGAGAGACCAGAUGGCCUUUCAAAGGAAGAUGAUGAAUUUGAUGCUUAUAGAAAGCGGAUGAUGUUGGCCUACAGAUUUAGACCAAACCCCUUGAAUAAUCCAAGAAGACCUUACUACUAGUGUUUUCCAGUGAUGUACUAGUUUUUUUUAUUUAUUCAUAAUUUUAAAUCUGGUAGACAUUGUACAAGACAUGAUUGACCUCUUCCCAUAACAGCAAAAAUUUUGUAACAAUUGUUAUCGUUAGGCUUAUUGAGAACUUUCUGUUCUCAACAUAAAUUUGUACAUGAUUUCAAGAUUUAACAUUGUUCUAAUAAAUGAUUCACAUAUAA